CUGGGAACCAGUUCGUAGAAGAUGGGGGGUAUAGUCACAGCGUACCGAGCACACACGACGCGAUGUCUGUGUGCAAAGUGGGACCAUACCCAAAGAAGAGAAGAGACCAUGGUCGCAGCAAACCAGAUGUCCGCUCGAUGCGAAGUCGAUUUGAACGUCCGGGGGACCAUGGCAGAGGGAGGUAUAGUCACAGCGUACCGAGCACAUACGACGCGAGAUCGAUCUGCAAGGUGGGACCAUACCAAGAGAGAGAGGAGAUCUAUGGUCACAGCGAACCAAGCGUUGACAAGACACGAAGUCGAGUCUCACGCUCAGGGGACCAUCAGAGGAUGAAAGACGAAGCUGAGAAAGACAGAGACGUGGCAGAUUGGAAACUGAACAAGUGGGGGGAUGAACCAUGUAGAGAAAAGCUAUGGUCACAGCAAACCAGACGGCCACACGAACGAAUCGAGUUACUCGCCCAGGGGACCAUAGCAGGAUGGAAGAUGGGGUUGAAGAAAACAGGACUGUGACAGUGUAGAAUAUAAUUCAAAUGAGACAUAAUCAGGCUGAAACAGGAACCAAAAGAUCAUGGGCGACCAGAGCGAAAGAGACAAAAAAGUUGCACUUGGGAGGGGAAGGGUAGAGGUUGAAGGCAGAUGGAGAAGAGAUGGAUGGAGAAGAGGAGAAGGUUGAAGAGGAGAAGUUUAAAUAAGGAAGAGAAGGAGAGUGGGAAGAGGGUGAUGCACUGGGAGCCAUCAUGAGCAGUGAAUGACG
Molecule: messenger RNA, 756 nt
Organism: Aspergillus steynii IBT 23096
Lineage: Eukaryota; Fungi; Ascomycota; Eurotiomycetes; Eurotiales; Aspergillaceae
Exons: 1
Coding region: 63-512 (149 amino acids)
Source: RefSeq, a predicted model, not a curated record